AAAAGUAGCGACCAUCCUUCUACUAUGUGGUCUGCUUACAGGAGACGACACUGUAUCAAUACGUGGACCAAACAACAACUGAGAGAGAAAUGAAUCACUGGAAGCAGAAUUUCUCUCUCUUGCUGAGGAACUCCGGUCGCACAUUCUGAGUUUCUUUUCCUGGCGAGAUAUUCUUCGUUCAAGUAUGUAAGGCACCUCACCAGACGUACAGUCUCUAUACCAGACCAAUACCGUCUAUGACAGAAGACUAUCCCUCGCCGAUGGGCAUCUCUGCCUCCACGACAGAGAUGAAGAUUCAGCCAAAAUCCUUCCGAUACUACCAAAGCCCUCAUAGCAAAAAAUUGAGCGUGAUUUAUUCCCCAAUCGCUGUAUUUUGUUCCAAAGACAGACAGCAUCGAUGUGCUCAUGGCCCCAACGUAAAUUCUGAUUGCCAUCGCGUGUGUCAUUACCGGACGCAUUUUACAACCGGGCGACGUGAAGCUCUUUAUUGGACUUGGAGCCCUGGAUGGAGGCGCCCAUCCCUAAGCUGCUGGAUAAAUACUGUUCAUGCUGGGACACUCCAGUGCGGGAACAUCCUCUUUAAACCAAACAGUCCGGGGAAGUUCAAGGGUUUUUGGAGGCGUAUCACUCUCUGGUACUCCCUGCAGUUUGAUGAUGCAGGCAGCUUUACAUGCAACCGGAUCAUGCGAUGGUUGGAGAUACGAGACCGGCAACGCUCAACAACAUCCAUUAGCUUUCUCAGUGACACAUUCAACUCAGUGCCUGAUGACUCGAUGGAUUUUUGUUUCCUCGGACGUGAUAGAUUACUGAUUGCCAGCUACAGCCUGAAAAUCUACUCAAUCGAGGAUAUGUCCCAAGCGCCAUGAUUACUGGCGUGUCUCUUGUUGCCUGUACCAUCAAUGAUGAAGAUAAAGUACAUCCUUCCGAUGGACGACAUUAAACAUAGUUCGCAAUCACAGAUACAGGCCCAACAAGCCAUGUGGACAUUAGACCCUCACCAUCAACCAACAUCCAUUCUGACAUUUUUUUCGCACCUCGUCUUCAUUGCUUCCACCAGGAUUUUCUUCGAACUUGACGUCUUUGAAGGAAUAGUUCCCAUGAUGACAUGGAAACAUUGGGGCCCUCUAAAUGCUCGUGUUCUUAUGGCCAAUAUCUGUGGGUUGGCGUUAGCCGAAAUCGAGUUUUGUUUCGUGCAGCGGAUAAUGUCCUGGGAUACAGGUUACAUAUGCUGGACUUCAACCCGUUAGCU
This is a messenger RNA of Suillus subaureus, 1249 nucleotides long. RefSeq lists its product as uncharacterized. The coding region runs from base 237 to 866 and encodes 209 amino acids. The transcript has 3 exons. The record is from RefSeq and is a predicted model, not a curated record. NCBI's taxonomy places the organism in Eukaryota, Fungi, Basidiomycota, Agaricomycetes, Boletales, Suillaceae.